GUCUCCCAUGUUUAAAAUCUAACUGAAAAGUAAAGUAUUAUAACAUUAGCCGCGAUUCUCUGCGAAGUGUGGCGCUGCUUUACGAAGCACACAUCGAAUUUGAAACCUCGAAUUUUUAACAAAAUGAAUAGUUUAGUAUCUAGAACUUCAGUUUUUACUUUAAAUCAAUAUCAGCUGAAUGUGUCGAUUAUUGGAAUUGCAGCAACAAAAUUACUGUCAUCGGUCAACAGUUCAUCGAAGAAAGAGGAAGGGGUCCAAAAAUUUAUAAAUACGUCUAAAGGAGAUAGACGAAAGUACUCCUUUAUUCACAACACCAAUUACAAGCGUUAUACGGAGCACAGGAGAGAAGAUGUCCUGUUCGAUAUGUUCAAAAGCCAAGACACUGGGUUCCUCUCGAUCGGCAAAUUUCUUACAGAAUUGCAAGCGACGGGUAUUCGCAAGACUGAUCCUCGUUUGCGAGAAACAAUGCUAAUAUUGAAGCAAGUCGAAAACGAGGCUGACAUGCAAAAAUUGAGUUUGGAAACUUUUAGGAGGUAUAUAAAUCAUAACACGCUAUCAAGCAUCGUGUCGCCUAGCAUAGGACUGAUUUCACGCGCCUUUCGUCAUCAAUUUAUAAUCCCCGAUUUCCAAGACUUUUGUAAAGAAAUUGAAGAAAUCUAUUGGAAAUGCAAAGGAAACAAUAAUGGAAAAGUGGCAUGGUAUAUCCCUCAAUUGAAACGCAUAAAUCCAAAUUAUUGGGGGGUGAGCGUGUGCACAAUAGAUGGACAACGAUUCUCUAUUGGGGAUGUCAACAUCCCGUUUACGGUGCAGUCAUGUAGUAAACCAUUGACGUACGGAAUUGCGCUGGAUCUACUAGGGGCACACACAGUCCACAAAUAUGUGGGCCAAGAACCGAGCGGUCGAAAUUUCAACGAGCUUAUUUUGGACUAUAACAAGAAACCGCAUAAUCCAAUGAUUAAUGCUGGCGCGAUUUUGGUUUCCGCCCUGUUGAAAACAAUAGCAGAUCCUGAAAUGACUUUGGCUGAAAAGUUUGACUACACAUUAAACUAUUUUGUUAGGUUAGCAGGAGGUGAAGAUUUAGGAUUUAACAAUGCUGUUUUCUUGUCAGAAAGGGAAGCAGCUGACAGGAACUAUGCGUUGGGUUACUAUAUGAAAGAGCACAAAUGUUUUCCUGAAAACACUAACUUGAAAGAAUGUAUGGAUUUUUACUUUCAGUGUUGUUCUUUGGAAAUGAACAGCGACACCCUUUCUAUAAUCGGCGCUACCUUGGCGAAUGGAGGUAUUUGCCCCCUCAGUGAAGAAAAAGUUUUGAGGUCGGAGAGUGUCCGUGAUGUGCUUUCUUUAAUGCAUAGCUGUGGCAUGUACGACUACUCCGGACAAUUUGCGUUUAAGGUUGGCUUACCGGCAAAAGCAGGUGUCAGCGGGGCUUUAUUAGUUGUAAUUCCAAAUGUCAUGGGAAUAUGCCUUUGGUCGCCACCUCUGGAUCCAUUGGGUAACAGCUGCAGAGGAGUUCAGUUCUGUGAGGAGUUGGUGAAAAAAUUCAAUUUCCACAGAUACGAUAAUUUGAUUCAUGCAUCCGACAAGACUGAUCCUAGAAAACACAAAUUCGAAACUAAGGGAAUGAACGUCGUUAACUUAUUAUUUUCGGCUGCUUCCGGUGAUGUACCUGGACUGAGAAGACUUAAGUUAUCUGGUAUGGAUAUGACAUUAGCUGAUUAUGAUGGUCGUACUGCUCUUCAUUUAGCAGCGGCAGAGGGUCAUGUUCAAUGUGUGAGUUUUCUUUUAAAUCAGUGUAACGUACCACGCGAUAUACGAGACAGAUGGGGAAAAUCACCUUUAGAGGAAGCUAUUAGGUUUGGUCAUUCUGACAUUAUUGAGAUACUGAAAGACCGGAAUGAACACAUUUAAAGAACCUAAGAACCUUAAAGAAUUCUGUACGACAACUGCAGUAAAAUUCACAUCAAAGCGAAUUUUAAUCAUAUUUCCUGUAAUAAAUAUCGUGAUAUUUCAAUAAUUUUUGUAGACUUCAGCAGCUAUGAACACAAUGUUUCAUUUUUUUUUUGUUAUUGAUCAAUAAAAUGUAUUCUUCUUUA
Messenger RNA from Zophobas morio, 2093 nucleotides. Its product is annotated as glutaminase kidney isoform, mitochondrial-like. The transcript has 13 exons. Lineage: Eukaryota; Metazoa; Arthropoda; Insecta; Coleoptera; Tenebrionidae. Gene Ontology annotation, molecular function: glutaminase activity; protein binding. The record is from RefSeq and is a predicted model, not a curated record. Bases 124 to 1908 code for a protein of 594 amino acids. Gene Ontology annotation, biological process: L-glutamine catabolic process.